AUGUUUGCCUUGGCUGAGAAGGCGAAUGAUGAAGGGUCCGCGGGCGUGAUGGCGUAUAUCAAGAAUACGGUGCCAGUGCUGGGGAAUGUUGGUGGUGAGAUUUUUGGUCGGCGGAUCCAGUAUGUGGACGGUUGGGGCGAUGCGCUGUGGCCAUAUGCGGAUGGUAAGGCGCUGGAUAGUUUGAGGGAGACUGGGAUUAAAGUGACGAUGCGGAGGACUUGCAGGAUGCGAUUGAGCGGGAGGUUAGUUGGGAUAGGGUCGUGGGAUAUGGGGUUGCACGACAGUGCUCUGAGUAAAGGGGAGCUGGUGGGGGAGGAAAUGGAAAUGCAGGUGCAGGCCGAAUUUGUGGUUGCGCUGGAGAGAGCCGUGGGUUGUGUGCUUGAAGGAAAGGCCGCGGAGUUUCAGAAGGCGGCUGCUGAAGCGUGA
Exophiala xenobiotica is the source of this 426-nucleotide messenger RNA. RefSeq lists its product as uncharacterized. The transcript has a single exon. NCBI's taxonomy places the organism in Eukaryota, Fungi, Ascomycota, Eurotiomycetes, Chaetothyriales, Herpotrichiellaceae. The record is from RefSeq and is a predicted model, not a curated record. The coding region runs from base 1 to 426 and encodes 141 amino acids.